AUGCUUCUUCGCGUUGUUGUUGUAGCCUGCCUUCUGGUGGCAGCCAUUGCCCAAUGGCCUCGAUGGGGUUAGUUUUAGACAUUGUGGCAAGAUUAAUCAAUUCUUAUCUUCUAUGAUGUUUGUCAACUGUUAACCUGUUUUAGAAGAAAGAACCAUUGAUUGCACAAACUCGGCCAAAACAAAGCAAUGCACUCUUCUGGCUCCAAACUCAAAAGUACCAAGAGAUCCAGCCAAGUACAAGUGCAGACAAGAACCAAUGCCCCAGAACGACUGGAACACAUUGGCCAAGAACUCGACCACCAGAAUUGCUUGCCCAAUUGGCUGCGAACCUGAUGCUGAUCUUUCGGUAAGUAAACCUUCUUCUUACAUGGGUUUUUUCAGUAUUUCUGGGUUCACUUCUAGCUAUCUUUACGCUUAUUUGACUGAAUUUGAAGCAGUACAAUUUGUCUAAUAUAAUAUCUUGCUCAUUUUAUAACCCAAAUUUGUUUGUUUUUCAAGAUUUCUGACAUUUCAAAUAAAUUGUCACCUUUUCUUGUCAUAUACUUUGAGUGUCAAAGCCAAUAAUAUGUCAAUUCAGGUCAUCCAGAAGAAGCCUUAUGUAAACAAGAACUGCCAAAAGUACUACACAUACGGAAAGUACCGUGACACCAAGGAGAACGAGUGGUACUUGUGGAUCACUGAACCUUGUGUAGCCACCUUGACCACUCACUGUCGCUUCAAGGACAUUCCUAUCCACCCUGAGGCCGAAAUCCCACCAGCCGACCCCAACUUCCAGAAACGCACCUAA
Messenger RNA from Bursaphelenchus okinawaensis, 787 nucleotides. The record is from the annotation of a GenBank genome assembly. Lineage: Eukaryota; Metazoa; Nematoda; Chromadorea; Rhabditida; Aphelenchoididae.